AUGGCUGCGAUGGUGUCACAAACACCACCUCAUACCCCACCUCGCCAAAUAGCACAAAAACCGUCCAAACGCUCAGCAAGAAUACCUGACGGCAUACGUCCUCUUCGAGGCUUUUCUAUCUUCCAUCGCUCGAUAUCUCUGCCAGCAGCUAAGCCGGCCGACCCUGCAACUAAUCUCUGCAUGUAUUGCAAGAGUAUGGGCCAUUGGAGCAACGACUGUCCACUGUAUUGCACGUUGUGCGCGAAACACAACAAAGACGCACGGGGACAUACAGCGAGCAAUUGUUCGCCAAUGUGUGUGGCGUGUGACGGUCUUGGGACUAUCAAACGCCACAACGGUGAUGAAAGGGCAACAGAGAUGCUGGCACUAGAAUCUAGUGUGAAGGCAUUGAGUGUUAUGGCGCUGGAAGCGAAGACUCGUGUCGAAUGUGGCGCUCAAAGCAGUACACAAGACGAUCUCAAAUGUAACCUCGACCGGGCUCUCAUGUAUGCAAAGAUGGCAAUGCAGGAUCUGGAGAAAUUAGGCGAAGCGUCGAGUGCAAAGGACGCCGGUGAUGAGUAUGAGCAGGAUGGGAAGUUUCAUAUUGAUUCGCUGGACCCGUUCAACGACUGUCAUAGGUACUGA
Messenger RNA from Pyrenophora tritici-repentis Pt-1C-BFP, 624 nucleotides. RefSeq lists its product as uncharacterized. Lineage: Eukaryota; Fungi; Ascomycota; Dothideomycetes; Pleosporales; Pleosporaceae. The record is from RefSeq and is a predicted model, not a curated record.